Molecule: messenger RNA, 179 nt
Organism: Funneliformis geosporum
Lineage: Eukaryota; Fungi; Glomeromycota; Glomeromycetes; Glomerales; Glomeraceae
Source: the annotation of a GenBank genome assembly
CUAAUGGAUGUUAUUUUGCUUUUUGGAGAAGGCAAACGAAUCAUACUGAAGGAGAAACAAAAAUAAAAGUUAGUCUUCCUUUAAAAACGGAGAGCAAUGAUAGCGAAUAUUUAAGAAAGUCAAGGGACGAGAUUUUACUAGCGACAAAUGGAUCAGAAAAGCAAGAAGCAAUUGGAUAG